UUGCAACUCAAAACCUGUCAGUGUUUGACAUCCAAAAAAUAACGUGUGGUUAAAAACUAACCCCAGAUGGCAGAUCACCGGCAGCUCACUCACUCACUGCCCUUGUCCCUGUCUCUCUCGCUCUCACAAACCAAAACCCGUCAAUGGAUUUCACAGCAGAUCAACUUCUUCAAUACAAUGGCACGGACCCUUCCAAACCCAUCUACGUAGCAAUCAAAGGACGAGUCUUUGAUGUGACGACAGGCAAAAGCUUUUAUGGACCAGGUGGUUCUUAUGUAAUGUUUGCAGGCAAAGAUGCAAGCAGGGCUUUAGCUAAAAUGAGUAAAAAUGAUGAAGACAUCUCGUCUUCAUUACAUGGGCUUACUGAGAAAGAGAUUGGUGUGCUUGAUGACUGGGAAAAGAAGUUUGAGGCCAAGUACCCUGUUGUUGGUCGUGUCGUGUCUUAAAAAGUCUGGAGUUUUAUGUGUUUAGUGUGGUCUAUUUGUGUUUUGCAAUAAUGGAUCAUAUGACUUUUGUAAGAGAUUGUGGGUUAUGAUGUUUUUGUUGGGUUUGGAUAGUGAAGGCUGUGUGAAUGUAUAAUAAUGUGUUGAAUUUGGGGAUUAAUGAAUAAAUCUGGGUUGUGUGGAAUUGAGAUUUU
Populus euphratica (Euphrates poplar) is the source of this 637-nucleotide messenger RNA. RefSeq names its product probable steroid-binding protein 3. The record is from RefSeq and is a predicted model, not a curated record. Gene Ontology annotation, cellular component: endomembrane system; membrane. Bases 144 to 446 code for a protein of 100 amino acids. The transcript has a single exon. NCBI's taxonomy places the organism in Eukaryota, Viridiplantae, Streptophyta, Magnoliopsida, Malpighiales, Salicaceae.